AUGUCGCAACGUAAAUAUGUGAAUGUGAAAAUCAACAACGUGGAAGUCAAGCUCCAGUUUGAUACAGCGUCCGACAUCACAAUAAUUUCGAAAGCUAAUUUCAAGAAAUUACAACUGGCAAGUAUCGUUCCAAUACAAAAAACUUACGAUAAAUCACUACUUAAAGAUUUUUAUCCAGCACUUUUCGACAAACAACUAGGCAUCUGUAAUAAAACUAAAGCGCAUUUAGUUGUAAAGGCUAAUUGUCAACCUGUUUUCCGUCCAAAGCGAGUCGUCGCUUACGCAAUUCAACACCUGGUUGAAGCAGAAUUACAAAGACUGCAAGAUCUAAACGUAAUUUCUCCAGUUAAUUACUCAAAUUGGGCUGCGCCAAUUGUGGUAAUAAAAAAACCAAAUGGGAGCAUACGCCUAUGCGCUGACUUUUCGACAGGUCUAAACGAUGCUUUGGAAACUUAUCAAUAUCCUCUGCCUCUACCUGAAGACAUUUUCGCUAAACUUAACAAUGCUACUGUUUUCAGUCAUAUCGAUUUAUCUGAGGCAUUUCUCCAAGUAGAAGUUGACGAUUCUUCCAAAGAGCUUUUCACAAUAAACUCCCAUAUGGGUCUAUUCAAAUAUAAUCGCAUGGUAUUCGGCGUUAAGACAUUUCCAGCAAUUUUCCAACAGAUAAUGGACCAAAUGCUGGCAGGUUUCAACAACACGGCGGCAUACAUCGACGAUAUUUUUGUUUCGGGUAAGAACCAAGCAGACCACGGCGCAAAUUUGCGCGAAUACAGCAAUACGGUUUCAAAUUAA
Messenger RNA from Anastrepha obliqua, 792 nucleotides. RefSeq lists its product as uncharacterized. The record is from RefSeq and is a predicted model, not a curated record. The transcript has 2 exons. The coding region runs from base 1 to 792 and encodes 263 amino acids. NCBI's taxonomy places the organism in Eukaryota, Metazoa, Arthropoda, Insecta, Diptera, Tephritidae.